Messenger RNA from Daphnia carinata, 1745 nucleotides. Its product is annotated as protein maelstrom 1-like. Gene Ontology annotation, biological process: regulation of miRNA-mediated gene silencing; piRNA processing; spermatogenesis. The record is from RefSeq and is a predicted model, not a curated record. The transcript is spliced from 9 exons. Gene Ontology annotation, cellular component: nucleus; P granule. Bases 196 to 1569 code for a protein of 457 amino acids. Gene Ontology annotation, molecular function: sequence-specific DNA binding. Lineage: Eukaryota; Metazoa; Arthropoda; Branchiopoda; Diplostraca; Daphniidae.
UUUUCGAAAGAGCAAGAGAUUGUUUUAAAUUUGGUGGAGCAUUGUACAUUUUCAUUUGCAAUUUUGUAGUUGAAAGAGUGCAAAGUUAAAGAGAAUAUAGUGACAAAGUUAUUUGGUUCUGGUAGUUACAGAAGGAUAGCUUUUGAAUUAAUAUUCACUAAACAUCUCUUGACCAACCUGUGCUGAAACACUAAAAUGCCUCCAAAAAGGAAACAACAAAAAGCCAAUGGAUUCAUGAUGUUCAUGAUUGAAAUGAGACCAAAAUUGGAAUCUGAUGGCCACAAAUUUCCUAAUGGUUUGAUGGAUGUCCAUCCGAUUUGCACACCAUUGUGGAAUAACCUGACCACCGAAGAAAAAGCAAUUUAUAACCAAAGAGCCAAAGGUGGCCCUAUGGUUAAAGAAGAAAAAAUGGAUUCCCUUGGAGUGCCAUUGGCAUGGAAGGAAAGGGAAGAACAAAAGAAAAUAAUAGAAAAAACUCAAGUUUUCCAGAAAAUUGAAGAUCUGGUUUCUUACUUUCAUAGUCAAGGAACUCUUGAAAACCAUUAUUUUCAUUUGGCUCAUUUUAACAUUGCUGUUGCCACUGAUGAGGGAGAAUAUCCCCCUUGUGAACUUGCCAUAGUCAAAUUUUCAUUGCUUGAUGGAAUAACUAGUACCAUUCAUGAAUUUGUGGAUCCAGGUCAACUUCGACUGGGCUACGCCUAUGAGGCUGGCCUUCAUUCGGAAAAAACGCACAAAAUUCCUGCUAAUGGAUUCAAACUAUUCAAUAAAAAUUAUGUUACCAUCACCAACAACAUAAAAAAAAUUCUUCGGCAGUCGGAUGGUGGAUUUGCCCCUCUAUUUUUUGUUGAUGAAGAUAUGACCAAAGCAGCCUAUAUUCUUGAUUGGUUGAUUGAAAAAAGCUGCCAGUUGGAUCGUUCAUAUGAUAGUUGCAACCCUUUUAAAAUUUACAGCCUUAACAAGCUAUUUUACGAAUUACGUCGCUACGCCGAUUUAAAAGACCCACGAUUAAAAUUUACCAGCACAACUCAAGUAGCGGAAUAUUUUGGCAAUGGGAUAUUCCAAUUCAGCCCUAACAUGGCUUGUCAGUGGCACGAAGAUGAGGAUAAUGUCACCUUUUGUUCACUGACGCGAGUUCGAAACUAUGCGUAUACAAUUUCUGAUAUGUGCUGCGAGCACUACGGUUUGACUUUGCUUCCCAAUCGUCACAUUCCAGCAAGUAUUGCUGACGAAUAUCGAUAUGAGAUUAUGCCUAAAACUGAGAAAGUUAACCACCCACAGACAUCAGACACGAAACAGGAUGAUAGAGACAAGCCCACCGAUGUUGUGCCACGUAUGCCAAAAUCGUUUUCCAAAGUUGUUAUGCAAACCGUCGGGCCGCGUGUAGCUGCCAAUUUUAGUUCGAAAUCUCAAGACCCCAACGGUGUCAUUCCUGGAGCGGGACGGGGUAUUUUGGGAUCGAUGUAUGCUCCAACUUUGGAACCUCAAUUUCCAGGUCCCCCACUAGAAAGUGUAACGCCCACUCCAGCUGGAAGAGGUCGUGGCCGCGGAUUCCUUUUAACAAGUGAUUAAGGGAGGAUGAGUGUGUUAGAAUUGUCGACAAAUCUCGAUUUCUUAGAAGCCACAAAGUUAUUGCAUCAAAUUAUUUUCGUUUCUUGUUUUCGGUCCGUCUGUUCAAUUGAUAUGAUACGGGGAAUGUUAAUUUGUCUUUCAAAAUGUUGAUUCAGAAAUAAAAACCAUGACAUUUU